AUGGCAUCCGACAAUUCCGUGUCCACUUUCAUAUCGAGGAACAAGACGGCGAUCAUCGCCACUGCGGCGGCCGGUACUGCAGCAGUAGGGGCUUAUUAUUACUAUCGUCAAGCCCAGCGAGCAGCUUUGGAGGAAGACAAUAAGAAAGAUGAAGCAUUGGAGAGCUCUAAGAAGAAAAAGAAGAACAAGAACAAAAAGAAGAGCGGAGAAUCUGCGACAGCAGCACCAGUGUAUCCUGUAGAUGAGAAAGGCGAACCAAAACUUGAUAAUGUGGAAGACUUGUCACAAGAGUUGAAGGAAACCUACGCCACUGCCUUAAAGGAUAAAGGGAACGAAUACUUUAAGAAGAAGGAUUACGACAACGCGUUGAAAUACUACAACUGUGCGCUAGUUUUGAAGAAGGAUCCUGUUUUCUAUUCCAACAUUUCUGCUUGUUACGUUUCGUUGGGACAAUUGGACAAAGUGGUGGAGAACAGUACUAAAGCAUUGGAGUUGAAGCCAGAUUACUCAAAAGCUUUGCUACGUAGAGCUUCGGCAAACGAAAGUUUGGAGAACUACGCUGACGCGAUGUUUGAUCUAUCAGUCCUAUCCUUGAACGGCGACUUUAACGGUUCAUCUAUCGAGCCCAUGUUGGAGAGAAACCUGAACAAACAAGCUAUGCUAGUUUUGAAAGAUAAAUUGGGUAAGGAUGUCAGUCAACAGCUCCCAUCCGAUACGUCAUUGGCAUCCUUCUUCGGAAUCUUCGCCCCAGAGACAACGUUCGCGGGCUACAAUGAAAAGGAUGAGGCAGACAUUGAAUUGAAAAAGGGCUUGGAAGACCUGUACAGGCGUACAUCCGAGGGUUACAAACUGGCUGACGAGGCGUUCAAAAAGGCAGCUUCAUUUUUCACCAACAAGUUGAACGAAUUUCCUGACGAUGCUGCUUUGAAGGAAAAGACGGCUAUUACUCUAGAACACAGCGGUAUUUUCAGAUUCUUGAAGAACGACCCACUUGGCGCCCACGAUGACAUCCAGAAGGCAAUCGAACUUCAUCCAAGGUUGAACUCUUACAUCUACAUGGCUCUGAUAAUGGCAGACAAGGGCCAGGCUGAAGAGUACUACCAGUACUUUGAUAAGGCUAUCGAAUUAGAUCCAUCUUACGGCCCAGCAUAUUACCACAGGGGACAAAUGUACUACAUCACAGCACAAUACGAGAAAGCUGGUAAGGAUUUCGACAAGGCAAAGGAAUGUGAUGAGAACAAUAUUUUCCCCUACAUCCAACUAGCUUGCUUAGCGUACCGUGAAAACAAGUUUGAUGAUUGUGAGACACUAUUCAGCGAAGCUAAAAGAAAAUUCCCAACUGCUCCUGAAGUUCCAAACUUCUAUGCAGAAAUCCUUGGCGAUAAGGGCGACUUGGAAGCUGCUUUGAAACAAUACGACAUUGCUAAGAGAUUGGAAGAGGCUUUGACCGGUAUUCACGUUGGUGUUGCACCACUGAUCGGCAAGGCCACACUGCUAGCAAGACAGCCAAGUGUGGAGAACUUCCGUGAGGCAAGUGCCCUCUUGGAAGAAGCAUGCAGAAGAGACCCAAGAAACGAACAAGCUAAGGUCGGUCUAGCACAACUGAAAUUGCAACAGGAAGAAGUCGAUGAGGCCAUCAACCUAUUUGAAGAGGCCGCUAACCUUGCUAGGACCGUUGAUGAGAAACUGCAAGCUACCACUUUUGCAGAAGCUGCCAAAGUUCAGAAGAGGAUAAGAAGCGACCCAGUCGUCAGCGCAAAAAUUGAGGAAACCCUGGCUGCUUACCGUGCUCAGGGUAUGAUCUGA
Torulaspora globosa is the source of this 1806-nucleotide messenger RNA. RefSeq names its product protein channel TOM70 (gene TOM70). Gene Ontology annotation, molecular function: protein binding. Lineage: Eukaryota; Fungi; Ascomycota; Saccharomycetes; Saccharomycetales; Saccharomycetaceae. Gene Ontology annotation, cellular component: mitochondrial outer membrane. The record is from RefSeq and is a predicted model, not a curated record. Bases 1 to 1806 code for a protein of 601 amino acids. The transcript has a single exon.